This is a messenger RNA of Humulus lupulus (European hop), 1194 nucleotides long. Its product is annotated as protein MKS1-like. Bases 98 to 781 code for a protein of 227 amino acids. The record is from RefSeq and is a predicted model, not a curated record. Lineage: Eukaryota; Viridiplantae; Streptophyta; Magnoliopsida; Rosales; Cannabaceae. Gene Ontology annotation, cellular component: nucleus. The transcript has a single exon.
AAUUAACUACAUAACCAUAACAAACAACCUUGUUUCUCUUUCUUUCUCUCCAAACCUUUCCUCUCAAAGUCCAAAUCUCUUUCCCUUUUUUACGCUCAUGAACACACCACCAGAUUUCCCCGGUGGUGGCUGGCAGCCGCCUCCAUCGCCGCCCAGGAGAUCCCCUCAGCUACAAGGCCCGCGUCCGACCCCACUCAAAGUCAGCAAAGAUUCCCACAAAAUUCGGAAGCCGCCACAAUACCCCCAACCACACCCACAAGUGCGCCAUCCUCCGGCGCCGGCCGGUGACAACCAACAACGCCAUGAGCCUGUUAUAAUUUACACCGUCUCGCCCAAAGUCAUCCACGCCGAAGUAUCCGACUUCAUGUCCGUAGUCCAGCGACUCACCGGUCCUUCCCCGGUGCCGUCCCCUUCCGGUGCCGGGGAUCUAUCCCCAGCGGCAAGGCUGGCCUCAAUAGAGAAGACGAGCCCGUCAGAUAGGGAUAGAGAUAGGGAGAGGGCCGGCAUCAGCGGAGGUGGCGGCGGAGACUUAUGGGAUAUGGUAGAGGGGGUUGAAUUGGGUCAGUUUCCGGGUAUACUGUCGCCCGCACCGGCGACUUUGCAGCCGAUUUCAUCUGGAUUUUUCUCGCCGUUGACGGAUCUUUCAUUUUUAAAUGAUCUGAGUCCAUUUUGGCAUAAUAGUAACAGCUUCAUGCCCAGUCCUUCAGGCUUGCUUUCGGCUCCAUUGAUUUCCCCAAGUCCAUCGUCGUCGGACAUCUUCCCCAAUUUGUUUGACUUUUAAACCUCAGCUGGUAAAGAUUUUUGUGUUUGACUGACUUUUAUAUUUUAUAUUUUUUAUUUUAUUUUUUAUUUCUAGUGUAGUUAUAUAUUUUUAAAUAUAUAUAUUUUUUAAGAAGUAAUUUUUGUUUUGCCGGUAUAUUUGACCGGCUUCUUUAGAUGAGUGUAGUUUUUAGAAGUAGGAAAAAGAAAAAAAGAAGGGACAAAAGAGUGACAUUGGGAAAAUUCAAAAGAGAUGCACUUGUAAUUGUAGUUGUCAUUUGUUACAAUGUAGUUGGAAGUUGCAUACCAAGUGGGUAACUUCGGCCUUUUGUUUUGGGUACUCACCUUUGUAAUUUUUGUAGCUUAUUUCUUUGGGAAUCUUAUCAGCUUGUUCAGAAUUUUUUGGAGUAAUCUAUAAAAGAUACUUUUUUGGUG